Molecule: messenger RNA, 1794 nt
Organism: Dryobates pubescens (Downy woodpecker)
Lineage: Eukaryota; Metazoa; Chordata; Aves; Piciformes; Picidae
Product: mitochondrial ubiquitin ligase activator of nfkb 1-A
Exons: 5
Coding region: 1-1290 (429 amino acids)
Biological process (GO): organelle organization; protein ubiquitination
Molecular function (GO): ubiquitin-protein transferase activity
Source: RefSeq, a predicted model, not a curated record
AUGCCCGACGGGAACUGUAGUUCGGCGCGGGGGACGCCGAGAGCUGUAGUCCCGGACACCGCUACCCUCACCACCGUGCCGCGAGCUCGGACUCCAUUUCCCAGCAGGCAGCGCGGCGAGGCCAGGGUCCGGGCCUGGGCGCUCGGGCCUCGAGGGGCAGCGGGGACAACGAGGGGAGGCCGGCGUGAGCGGCGGGACCGGGUGGGGCCGGGGGCUGGGUCCCGGUUGGAGGUACCAGGCGUAGGCCUGCUGCCUGAGCCUGAGAUGAUGGAUGCGGCACCCAUCACGCCUGGAGAGCUGCUGUGUCUGGGCUCCAGCCUCGCCUUCUCCGGCCUCUUCUACUAUCUGUACAGGAAGAAAGCCAAAGUCAUGGCACGUAUACAGGAGGCCCCAAAGCUCCAGGUUGAUGAUGAUUUACCUGCAUUGGUAUCUGGAGCUGAUGGGAGGUGCCUGCCUUACGUUGCCCUGGAAGGCAUAGUGCUGCCAGCCAAGGCUGUGCUGACCAGCCAUUACCAUGAAGGGCUGCAGGGUGUGAUCCAGAAACUGCUUGUGAAAGAGCAUCGGCUGAUCUGGAACAGCUUGGCCCGGAGCUGGAGCGAGAGCGAGCGGGUGCUGUCAGAGCAGGUCUACACCGUCCCCUUCUUGCUGGCCUCGGCAGACACUGAGGCAGUGACACAAGUGAGUGUGGAGAGCCCACUCCGAGCUGUUUGCCUGCCGCUGGAGACAGUGUAUGAGCGGUUCCAGCAGCCAGUCCACGGCUUCCGUGACCUGCUGGGCCAGUACUUGAGCGGGGAGAAGCCCAAGGGCAUCCUGGAGACAGAGGAGAUGCUGCGGGUGGGGGCUGGGCUGACAGGCAUCGGGGAGCUGGCCCUGCACCCCGAUGGCUCCCUGCACCUUGAGCCACCAGCCCAGGCAGGUGAGUAUUUCCUGUGCCUGGGUGACUGGCAGACAGUGCUGGCAGAGCUGGAGUCAGCCAGUGGGCUGUGGAAGGGGGUGGCCAUGCUGUGUGCUGCAGCAGGCCUGGCCAUCCUCCUGCAUGCCCUGUGCCGUGCCUACCGCCGUGCCCGCCUCAAGCAGCAGCGCGAGGACAAGGAGCCAGACAAUGAGGAAACUGGGGAUGGGGGGCUCGAGGACUUCUGUGUUAUCUGCCUGACACGGCCCCGUGAAUGUGUCCUCUUGAGCUGUGGCCACAUCUGCUGCUGCUUCCGCUGCUUCCAGGCCUUGCCUGCCCGCCUCUGCCCCAUCUGCCGUGGACCCAUUGAGCGUGUGGUACCCCUCUACCAGGCCUGAAAGCACCUAGAGGGCACCCAAAGAGGGCAGCGCAAACCAAGCCAAACCUGGAGCCUGCAGAAAUCUCAGCUGUCCCUUCAUGUGCAGCUGUGUAGUUCCUGUUGGCAGGGAAGGGUCCUGGUGUGCCCCUCCAUCUGUUUUUGAGAGUGGGAGGGAGUUAUAACCCCCUCACCCUUCCAUCAUCUGCCAGAGUGACCCCACCUGAAAAUGAAGGCUUGAGGGAAACAUAGUGCUGGAGCCAAGAAGCUGAGUACUGUGCCCCACACUGAGGCAUUCCUUUGACUGGUAGCUGUUUGACCUUUUCCUGGCCCUGACCUCUUGUCAACAAAGCCACAUGGGAAUUUUCCCUUGUUUUGCUUUUCCAAGGCAUAGCUUUAUGGGAAGGACAACUGGGACAAGACCAGAGCUGGUAGGACACAGUGGGCAUGGUGGGGUGAUAGCGACGCAGCCUGUCCCCAAGCCACUGCAGUGCCACACCUUGGUGCCACUCUUGUCCUCCCUCCA